CCCGGAAGUAAUGAGUCAAUGGGGCAGUCUUGUGACCGACGACAACCACCCGUUGGAACUAAAUGCGUCUUUAUUUCAUCAAUUUUUGUCCAUUGUAGUCUCUAGAGUGAAGCCAGGUGUGCUGUCCAUUGCUAUAGACAAGCUCUGUGGUUGAAGGGAUACAGCAGCAUGCCGAGUCAGGUCUAUGACAUUCCCAUCAUCCAGCCUGAUCUCAGGCGGGAAGAAACCAUCCAUCAGAUCGCUGACACCCUCGAAUAUCUGGAGAAAAUCGCCAACGAUGUCUUUGACCGCAUCGAAAAGAGGGUGACCGACAAUCACACACGGUUAACAACCAUCAAUAAACGACUGGACGUUGCUCAGGCCAAGGUCGAUAAGAUCAAGAACAGCCGUAAGGCCAUCAAGGUAUUCUCAAGUUCAAAGUAUCCGGCUCCGGAAAAGAACGAUGUAUACCAGUCGGUGUUUGCGGACAACACAGACUUGUCAAGUAUUCCCAGGCCAUCUCGUAAGCUGGCUAGCAAGCAUCAGACAUUGGACAGUAGAGCCUUGAAGGAGAAGCUGCAGUUUUAUAAUGUGCAAUUGAAUGUGAGGAAGAAAGACAAAGAUGGAGAGAAUACGUGGGAAGGUCUGGGAGGUCUUCCAAGGAACGUUGGAUCAAUAACAUCAUUGCUUCUUUUCAACACAAGUGAAAAUCCAUACAAGAAAUAUGUGAUGAUCGAUCCACUGGGAGCGGUCACAAAGACCAGAAAAGCGAUCGAGGAGGAACAGCAGGAGAUGGGUCAGGCUCCAACAUCCAUCCUCCAGAGAGAGCAGCUGGAUCGCAUCACCAGUGAUAACUUCUUCUAUGUUCCUCAUCUUGGGGAGGUACCAGACAUUGAUGUGCCUAGCUUCCUCCCUGAUCUACCAGGUAUUGCUGAUGACAUCAUCUUCAGCUCUGACCUGGAGGAUUCGAUAGCUCCUUCUCUUCCCGGUGCUCACAUCCCUGAGCUACCCAGCCUGACAUCCUCCCAGCCGAGCAACCUCCCUGCCUUACCUGCUCCUGAAGGAUCCAGUAACGUUCCUGCCAUCAUGCCCCCUGGAGCAGCUCCAGGGGCACCGCCACCACCCCCUCCACCACCCCCACCACAGGCAGCAGCACCCCCUCCGCCCCCUCCACCACCCCCUACGGCAGUGAAUACCAGAACUGCACCUGCUGCUGCAGCUCCACCUCCGGUAGCAGCGGCUGAAACCGGAAGAUCAAGUCUCUUGGAGUCGAUCAGGAAUGCAGGCGGAUUGAAGAAUCUGAAGCAGAGUGUGCGAGAGAAGAAGAUAGAGAAGAAGCGUGAGAAGGAGCAGGCACCGCCCUCUGGAGGUGGAGAUCUGAUGUCCGAUCUCUUCAACAAGCUUUCACUCAGGCGGAAAGGAAUCUCAGGAACUAAGCAAGCCGGAGGAGGAGGAGGAGGAGGUGGAGGAGGAGGGGGAGGAGGGGGAAGAACAGACGAUUCUCUUCCUAACAUAAACCAGCCUGCCCCACCACAAGGCAAAGCAAUAAACAAGCUAGCAGCUAUGAUACCCCCGCCUCCCCGACCGAUGGGAGGAGGUGGUCUAGGGGACGACGAUGAUGAUUGGGACUAGACUGCUUGUACUCCAUCCACUUUCAGCCCACCCGUUAUGUCGGUGACGUUGUCUAAGGCCUAAAAAAAAAGAUGUUGUAUUGCCCUUUGCGACCGACCCAAAAAUCUUGAAAUCUCUGUCAGCUUUUU
Messenger RNA from Strongylocentrotus purpuratus (purple sea urchin), 1739 nucleotides. RefSeq names its product WASH complex subunit 1 (gene washc1). The record is from RefSeq and is a predicted model, not a curated record. Bases 169 to 1611 code for a protein of 480 amino acids. Gene Ontology annotation, cellular component: WASH complex; recycling endosome; early endosome. Gene Ontology annotation, biological process: endocytic recycling; exocytosis; retrograde transport, endosome to Golgi. Gene Ontology annotation, molecular function: alpha-tubulin binding; gamma-tubulin binding; actin binding. NCBI's taxonomy places the organism in Eukaryota, Metazoa, Echinodermata, Echinoidea, Camarodonta, Strongylocentrotidae. The transcript is spliced from 6 exons.